Dissoconium aciculare CBS 342.82 is the source of this 528-nucleotide messenger RNA. RefSeq lists its product as uncharacterized. The transcript has 2 exons. The record is from RefSeq and is a predicted model, not a curated record. The annotation marks the transcript as partial. NCBI's taxonomy places the organism in Eukaryota, Fungi, Ascomycota, Dothideomycetes, Mycosphaerellales, Dissoconiaceae. Gene Ontology annotation, molecular function: protein binding.
GCGGAUGUUGAAGUUCAUAUUGCUGGGACAAGUGUACCCGCACAUCGCCUGGUGCUUUGCCUGCAAAGCAAGUAUUUCUCCGAUGCAUUGACGGGUGACUUCAAAGAGGGAUGCGUUAACAAACUCACGUGCGAGAAUGGCAAAGAGCACUCAUAUCUUCGCAUGUUGCAGUAUCUCUACACUGGUGAUUACGCUUACGAGCCUUCUGUCCUAAUCUCGAAAGAAGAUGACUCCGAACUUCUCAAGCAUCCUCGCGUGUACUUUUUGGCCGACUCUCUGUUCCUGGAAAAGCUCAAAAAUGCAGCUUUGAAGAAAUUCGAGGCCGUCCUAGAACAGCUAUGGGUAAGCGAAAGCUUGGUGGAAUGCAUUGUAGAAGUGUUCAGCAAUACUCUCUCGGGCGAUGCAAUGAGAGCGGCAUUAGUGCGGAGUAUAAUUGUGCAUCGCAAGGAGCUGCUCAGCAAGUCAGCCUUCGAGCAAUUGAUCUCAGACGGUGGAGAUUUUGCUGUGGAAAUGACGAGAGCACUCGUU